This is a messenger RNA of Oreochromis aureus, 867 nucleotides long. RefSeq lists its product as uncharacterized. The record is from RefSeq and is a predicted model, not a curated record. Lineage: Eukaryota; Metazoa; Chordata; Actinopteri; Cichliformes; Cichlidae. The transcript has 4 exons. The coding region runs from base 70 to 867 and encodes 265 amino acids.
AUCAUUAAACUGCUCUGGACUCUAUUGUUUUCCCAUCUGCUGCUGGUUUCUGGCCAUGAAGACCAUAAAAUGAUCACAGCUUCGUCUGGACAGAAAAACGUCACUCUGACAUGUCGAGCUCCAGACAACAAAAACAUAGUUGUGAAGUGGACCAGAGCUGACAUGAAAUCAGAAUAUGUGCUUUUGUACCGAGAUGAAGUGUUUGUGCCAGAUGAUCAGCAUCCAUCUUUUAAGAACCGGGUGGAUCUGCAGGACAGACAGAUGAAGGAUGGAGACGUGUCUUUGAUUCUGAAGAAUGUAACGACUGCUGAUAAUGGAACAUAUGAGUGUUAUGUCGUCCAGAAUCGGAGAGGCAGUUUGAAGCUUAUCAACAUUGUCAGCCUGAGUGUUGAUCCUCCAGAUCAAGCUGGAGGACACACAGAGGUUGGAGAGAAGAAGGAUGGAGUCAGUAGAGGACGUCCUGGACUGAUAGCUGGUGUGAUAGUUUUUGGUGUGAUGGUUGCUUUGGCUGAGAUAAACGAGGAGUUAUCUCAUAAAGAGGAACAAACAGUACUCCAACAACAGACAAAGCCCAGCAGAAACCUUGAGGAGGAGCUCCAUCUGCCCCCACCCGGGAAGAGCCUCAGAAAGGAGAGAUGUCUGAGGCAAGAAGAGGGGUCCCUACUUUCCUCCAACUCUCUCAACAACACCAACGACCAGGACCAGGGGCCACGACCUCCCCCAGUCCCCCAAACCCCUGAUAGGCCUUCACCCUCCUCCCCCUCCCUUUCUCCCUCCUCCCCACACCUGAAAUUCACUGAGGAGAUGAUGGAGCUGCUCAAUGCUGGGCUCAGAUCUACCCCGGCCCAAUCCUUUUUGUCCCCAUAA